CUCUUUCUUACUCUCCACCUACCUUUCCCCCUCUCUUCACUCCCUCCCAAUCUCUAUGUACAUAUAACCUGCCUCCCAUCGGGUAGAUAAACAGCAUCUCUCCUUUCUCGUGGCCUGAUUUUUGAUUACUUGUAAUCCUUCUUGGUCUUGUGGGCAAUGAUCAUUCUUUUCAAGGCAUGCAAGGGUUCUCAUCUUCUUCAAAAUGCAGUAACACCCAUAGUUGCUCUCGUCUUCCCUCUUGCUCACUUACGCCACUUACUUAGAACAGCUAAUGCUCUGAUAUUGGCACACACACAUACACGCACACAUGACCAAAUCGACUAAUCAUCGUGGAUCUUCUCUCGGGGCUGAAGGUCACCAAUCGGGCGAAUCUGUCCAACAACGAACAGCCAAUAUUCCCCCUCGAGUUCCCACUGAAAUCGACCAUCGAAGUCGUUCCCCAGAAAUUCUAAGCUCAGCCUCUACAAUGACAACCUAUUUGUUUGUCGACGACCAACUAAGCCCUCGUGAGCGAAGGGCGCAUGUCAUGCGCGAGCAUAACCGGAAAAGAGGUCUACGGCGAACUAGUACUCAGUCUGGGGGUCAAAAUAACCCAACUAAUCCUCCUGCACCAACACCAACCUCACAUGGCGCCUUGAAUGUCUGGUAUCCCUCACCCGCAACGAGUCUCGAUUCGUUCAGAAAGGAUCCCUUCGACAGCUUGCCAGCUGUCAAUUCUCUGACCGACCAAGAGCUUGCCGAUGCAUGGGUGAGCAAGUUAAGCUACUGGUCAGGGCAGAACCACUAUAUUAAGUUUCAAAUCUAUAAAACGGCCAUCGCCCAUCCGGUGUGUUUUCAGGCGGUCAUUCUCGCUUAUUGCGCUCGCUGGAGAGCCCGGCUCUACCGUCAUCAAUCCAGCCCGGAAGUUGAGCAGCAUCUGCUUCGGGCUGCCACCAUGCUGGAACAAGCAAGUCAUCAGAAGAAGGAUAGUAAUCUCGCUAUGGCCUUUGCUGGAAUGUCUCUACAUGAGAAUCGAUUCGGUGAUAAUGAGUCCGCUGCUAUGAAUUACGAGGAUCAGGCUGUUGGAAUCCUGCGCAUGCGCGGUCGGCAGGACCCUAAGGGCGUCGAUGAGGUUUUCCUGCAUUACGUGCGUAUUCUGAAGAUGCCACGAGAGUUUGCACUGAGCCAUGAUGACCGAGUACACCUAGUUCAUCUUGUUCGAGGGGCCAAAGAAUUGAAGCGCAAACAUAACACAGCUGCAUACUUGAGCUCUGUUCCUCAGCGACGUACGGCUUUUCAGAUGGCUAGUCCACUCUUUUGUUCGCUUUGUCCUGGACCUUGGCCAACCUCAGUACCACAGGGCUUACAUAAAUACGUGAUCGAUCUCAACAUCUCCAGUCACGAGCUCAGCCGCACCGCCUGUUUGAUCUACAUCACAACUGCUCUAUGGGAGUUCCAGCACGAACCAGAUAAGACCAGUCGAUUCCUUGCGCAUCUCAAUGAGCUUGUCGCACAGUAUACACUCGACAGAAACCCCGCAUGUGAGACUUUCAUAUGGCUUCUGAUAGAGGAACGCUGUAGUCCGGACCUACGGGAGUCAGAACGAGCGUGGCGGACGGGAGAGCUUCUGAAAAGAAUCAAACAACUGCCACCCGUCUUACGAGGCGAUUUUAGCAAUAUUUUGUUCAGCUAUCUCAUGCUUGAAGAUCCUGCUGUAGAAGCUGGUGAGUUCGAAAGAGAGAUUUUUGCGCUUCGGAUUUGA
Aspergillus saccharolyticus JOP 1030-1 is the source of this 1741-nucleotide messenger RNA. RefSeq lists its product as uncharacterized. NCBI's taxonomy places the organism in Eukaryota, Fungi, Ascomycota, Eurotiomycetes, Eurotiales, Aspergillaceae. The transcript is spliced from 3 exons. The coding region runs from base 308 to 1741 and encodes 477 amino acids. The record is from RefSeq and is a predicted model, not a curated record.